This is a messenger RNA of Vanrija pseudolonga, 2308 nucleotides long. RefSeq names its product Glycerol kinase. The record is from RefSeq and is a predicted model, not a curated record. Gene Ontology annotation, cellular component: mitochondrion. Lineage: Eukaryota; Fungi; Basidiomycota; Tremellomycetes; Trichosporonales; Trichosporonaceae. Gene Ontology annotation, molecular function: glycerol kinase activity. The transcript is spliced from 6 exons. The coding region runs from base 248 to 2308 and encodes 686 amino acids. Gene Ontology annotation, biological process: glycerol-3-phosphate biosynthetic process; glycerol metabolic process; phosphorylation.
CACGAGCAGCAGCAGCAUAUCCAUCACACACAGCGCCGAUAUAAGGACACGCACUCUCUCUAGCGCCCAUCAACGCCCCACGACGCGGCUUAUCUUUUCGACCAUCAGCUCGGUCACUAGAUCACCUAUUUCCUGAGAAGGGUUUCACCUGCCUGGCGACCGCGUCAACUAGACCAAGCUAAAGGUUUUCCUUCCCCCAUCCAACACACACACUUGAACACACAAGUGCAACCUCUUGCUGCGCACCAUGGUACUCCCUGCACCAUUGCACGACGACUCGGCCCUCGCCGAGUCGCCUCACAGCUCUCCGUUCCCCUCGCCCCACCCGUCCCGCCGCCCGUCAAUGGUCGCCCCGCGCCCAGUCCCGCACCACAGCGCGUCGUCGCUCUCGCGGCGGUCGUCGCUCGCGUCCGGCCCGCGCCCCAUCACACGCGCAGAGUACUCGGGCGACGCUACCCCGUCGCUGCUGUCGCGUGCUGGCUCGCCCGUCCAGCCGCUCGCCAACGAAAAGGUCCAGAGCAGGAAGAGCAGCUUUGUGGGCCAGCAUCCCGGCCAUGUGCACCUCGGCGGCUUGGGCGGCCUUGGCGGCUUCUCGGCCCUCGACACGCGACGAGAGCUCCGCCACGGCAGCUUUAUUGGCAGUGUGGACUGCGGAACGACCUCGACCCGGUUCAUCAUCUUUGACGAGCAGGCAAAGAUCAUCACAGAGCACCAGACAGAGUACCCCCAGAUUCUGCCCCAUGCCGGGUGGCACGAGCAGAACCCGAUCGACCUGAUGGACAGCGUGCGCGAGGUGAUCAACAAUGCGGUCGAGAAGCUCGAGUGGAUGGGGUGGCAUCGUGACAGUGUCAAGGGCAUUGGCAUCACCAACCAGCGUGAGACGACGGUCGCGUGGUCCAAGUCGACUGGACAGCCGUUGUGCAAUGCGAUUGUGUGGGACGACACGCGCACAGUGACGGUUGUUCGUCAGUUUGAGGACAAGCUCGAGGCGCAGGGUAUUGCCGUCGAGGGCGCCGAUGGCAAGACCAAGAAGGCCACUGGGCGUGAUGCGCUCGUCAACAUCACUGGUAUCCCCCUUUCCACGUACUUCUCCGCGGUCAAGCUGCGCUGGAUGCUGGAGCACCACAAGGAUGUGGCCGACGCCCAUGAGCGCGACGACUUGCUGUUCGGCACCGUCGACAGCUGGUUUGUCUACAACCUCACAGGCGGUGUCAACGGCGGCAUCCACAUCAUGGACGUGACCAACGCCUCGCGCACGUUACUGCUCGAGCUAAAGACGCUCAAGUUCCACAAGAGCCUGCUCGACUUCUUUGGCUUCAGGGAGUCGAUCCUGCCCAAGAUUGUCUCGUCGGCAGAGGUGUACGGCGAGAUUGCCGCGUCCAUGGAGACGACCCUCACCGGCGUCCCUAUCGCCGGUAUCGCUGGCGACCAGCAGGCCGCGCUCGUCGGCAACAAGUGCUUCCGCCGCGGUGAGGCCAAGAACACAUACGGCACGGGCAGCUUUGUGCUCUUCAACACGGGCGAGGAGGUCGUCUUGUCCAAGAACGGUCUCAUCACGACCGUUGGCUACCAAGCCGGGCCAAACUCCAAGCCCGUUUACGCGCUCGAGGGUUCUAUUGCUGUCGCAGGCUCGGCAAUCAAGUGGUAUGUGGGGCGCAUGCUCCGAGACCAGGUCAACCUCAUCCAGGAAUCCAGCGACAUGGACAUGCUCGCCGGGUCAGUGGCCGACACUGGCGGUGUCUACUUUGUGACUGCCUUUGCUGGCCUCCUCGCCCCGUACUGGGACCGGUCGGCUACAGGAACGCUCAUCGGCCUCACACUGUACAGCACGUCUGCGCACAUUGCCCGUGCGACACUCGAGGCCAUGGCGUUCCAGUCUCGUGCGGUGCUCGACGUCAUUGAGAACGAGAGCGGGACCAAGCUCGAAAUGCUCAAGGUUGACGGCGGCGUGACCAACUCUGAUCUCGCGAUGCAGAUCCAGGCGAAUAUCGGCGGGUUCAAGGUCUGCAGACCGUCUAUGCGCGAGUCUACGGCGCUGGGUGCGGCCCUGCUCGCAGGCCACGCACUGGGCCUGUUUGGGUGGGACCUGAACAAGCCUGAGACGCUCAAGGACGUCAACACGGCCGACACGUACAUCUUUGAGCCCGAGAUUGACGCGAAGACGAGACGGCGGAUGAUCCGCGGCUGGGAUCGCGCGGUGGAGCGUGCCCGGGCGUGGCGGGACGCGGACAAUGAGCGCGAGUUGGAGGAGCAGGAGGCAGAGUUUGAGCGCGAGGAGGGGCUGGAGACGCUGGACGGGCUGGCGUAG